AUGGAAUUUUAAGAAAUAUUAGAUGGUUAUUAAUUAAUAUGCAAUGAAUUAUAAGGUUCUUAGAAUUAUAAAAAUGUUAUGGAAUUGUAUAACAGAUCUGCAAAUUUGUAAGAUCUAUUUGAAAAUGGAUUAAUAAUAGAGGGCAUAUAAUAUGAUUUUGAUUUAUCUGGACAUAUAGAUGUAAUAAUAUUGUUAGAUUGAUUAUCUAGGCAACAAAAUUAGCAUUAGAUAGAUUUGUAUAGAAUGUUUUAGAUUCAGAUGCUGUAGUUUAAGGACAUAGAAAAAUAACAAGUGCUUUUGCUUCUUUAAAAAAACAAUUGGUUUAAAAGGAUGAGUAAUAAAAAGUGGUGAUAAUGACAAAUUCUUAGGUUAUUGCAUCUAAUCCAAUUUCAUAAUAAAAACACAAUAAAGCUAAGUUAUUUGACACGUAGUUAAGUAGUGAAAAUCUAGAUGAUGAAUUAUAAGAGGAAAUAUUCAAUAUUACAAAGAGAAUGAAAGGAAUGGCUGUAGAUAUUUCAGAAUAAUUAAAAUUUGAUAAUAAGGUUAUUGAUAAAAUAUUGCAUAAAUAAGAUGGAAAUAAAAGUAAAUUGAAAUUUGAAGAAAACAAAUUAAUCAAUUUUAUGAAAUCAAAAAGUUUAAGUUGUUCUUCACUAUUUUUAAUGCUUACUACUUCAAUAUUUUUAUUUAUAUUUGCAAUAAUUUUCAUUAGAAUAUCAUGA
Messenger RNA from Paramecium pentaurelia, 719 nucleotides. The record is from the annotation of a GenBank genome assembly. Lineage: Eukaryota; Ciliophora; Oligohymenophorea; Peniculida; Parameciidae.